Messenger RNA from Alnus glutinosa, 2111 nucleotides. Its product is annotated as ubiquitin carboxyl-terminal hydrolase 27. The transcript has 10 exons. Lineage: Eukaryota; Viridiplantae; Streptophyta; Magnoliopsida; Fagales; Betulaceae. The record is from RefSeq and is a predicted model, not a curated record. Gene Ontology annotation, molecular function: cysteine-type endopeptidase activity; cysteine-type deubiquitinase activity. The coding region runs from base 98 to 1825 and encodes 575 amino acids. Gene Ontology annotation, biological process: protein deubiquitination. Gene Ontology annotation, cellular component: cytosol; nucleus.
UUUUCUUUUUCCUUUUUGUUGCCCUCUGGUUCAUUGCGCUUAUACGUUCUAUCACACACUCAAAGACAAAUAAACUGACAAUAUUGGUUCAAAUAGAAUGAAAAUCGAAGGAGGCGUAAGCCUAAAGAAAAUACUAAGAAAUCUCAGACAUGGGUUUAGGACUUUGUCUUGUAUGAACUGGGUUUCAGGUUCUGGGUUUCACGCGGCUGGUCUUUUGGGUGCUGUUGGUUUGAUUUUGGCUAUAAGAGACGGUAAAGUGGGCGAUUUGAGUAGCUUGCGUUGGUUUUCGGAGAGAGCGAGUCGUUCGGAGAAGCUGUGGUUGGUACCCGGGUUGCAAAAUCUUGGUAAUAAUUGUUUUCUCAAUGUAAUUUUGCAGGCGCUGGCUAGCUGUUCCUACUUUCAACAUUUUCUUCAAAAGGUUAUAGAGGAAUGUCAACUAUCGGUGGAUGGGGAACAGGUUGCAAGUUUGCCGCUUGCAGCUGCUUUGGCUACUUUAUUAGAAGAAUUGUGUGAAGUUGGUGGAGGAAGAGUUGUUUUGAGUCCAAGAAAUGUGAUGCUAGCUAUGGCUCAUUAUAUUCCAAGUUUUAAUCUGACAGCCCAGCAGGAUGCAGCAGAAGCAUUCCUUCAUCUUUUGUCCUCUUUAAGAGAGGAGUUUUCAGAUUGUUAUUUUCCAAAUCAAUGUUCUUUAGUUGAUGUUUGUGCUUCCAGUUGUAGGAUUCUCAAUCCAAAGAGGAGGGAGGAUCUAACUGAGCAGGAAAGAUGGCAGCAGCAGUUCCUCGGACCAUUUGAUGGAAUUCUUGGUAGCAUAUUGACUUGUCAAAGCUGUUCAUCUCAGAUCUCACUGAGUUUUGAAUCUUUUCGUAGCUUGCCUCUGUCACCUGUGCUCAAUAACGGGGCCACCAUUAUGGUUGGGUGUACUUUGGAGGAUUGCCUAAACGAGUUCAUCAUUGCUGAACAUGUUGAGAAUUACCACUGCAGCCACUGUUGGCAUAUUGCUGGAAUAAAGUAUUUGUCCUCUUUUGGGGGGAAUGAGACGGAGAUUGAAAAACUUAGGAGAUGUAGUGAGCAAGAAGACUGUGACUGCCAAAGACUUCUUCAUCUAGACACGCUACCAUGGUCAAAUAACUUUUCAUAUACACUAAAGCAACUAAGCAUUGCUCGAUGUCCAAAGAUUCUAUGCAUUCAUCUAAAACGUGUGUCGAUAAAUAUGUUUGGAGAACCAGUCAAACUUCAGGGCCAUAUUUCUUUUCCAUUGAUCUUGGACCUGUUCCCAUUCAUGACAAGUGGGGUGGGACUACAGAGUUUGGGGGAAAAUUUGCGAAGAAAGCAAGUGAUGCGACAAUACGAAAAACCAAAACCUCUUGCCAAUCAUUUGAGUAUGCAAUUUGAUACUACGAAGCUAAAUUACAUUUAUGGAGUAACGAGAGAAAAUGUACACUCAAAAGAACUCGAUCCAGAUGAAUCUCAAUGUAGUGGAAAUGUACAAGCUGUUCAAGGAGAAAUAAAUUUGGCCCAAACUGAAGGAUGCCCAAAAUCCAUGCCUACAAUCACGCAUAUGCAAUCUGAUUACAAGGUAACUGUGCCUCCAGAAACUCAAUUGUAUCGACUUGUUUCUGUUGUGGAGCACUUUGGAAGAGCUGCUAGUGGCCAUUAUACUGUUUACAGAAUUGUGAGAGCCGAUUCAAAUAAGGAAGUCCCUGAUGAUCAAUUUGAGCCAGCCUCCGAGCAUUGGUUUUGUAUUUCAGAUUUUGAAGUGCAUAGUGUCUCAGAAAAAGAUGUUCUUGAUGCAGAAGCUAGCUUGCUCUUCUAUGAGAAAAUUGUCUAAGGCUGAAAAAUGCACAUAGUAUAUCAAUUUGUUGUGAAACUUUCAUUUUUAUACCAGGAAGGCCAAACACUCCAUGGAAGGCCCUUCAAGUUACCAAAGACGUACCAAGAGGCAUUUGUAACUUGGAGAGACCCUGAAAAGUUGAAGGUGAAUAGAAGAUUGCUAACAGGAAGAACGAUAGAAAGCCUUUUUUUUAUAUUGUUGCUUCUGCUACAUACUUUCAAUGAGUAUAAAGCAAUGCCCUAAAUGUUUUGUUCAUUAAUUUUUAUAUAUUGCUUCUGGUACA